Molecule: messenger RNA, 2566 nt
Organism: Coccomyxa subellipsoidea C-169
Lineage: Eukaryota; Viridiplantae; Chlorophyta; Trebouxiophyceae; Coccomyxaceae
Exons: 9
Coding region: 432-2225 (597 amino acids)
Source: RefSeq, a predicted model, not a curated record
ACCAAUUAGAGGGUCCAAAAUUACAUACAAACACUGGAUCGUUACAAUCUGAUCGAGAUCGGUUCUGCUGUGAAAACGACCUUUUUCCAGAUCGAACCGUUCAGCAGGUCUGCUGUUGGGAUGUGACAAAACCCCAUCAUAGAUUGUAUGAGUGAACUUCUGUAGAUUCAUAUCUGUUUAGUUGCAUUGAACCCUUUGCCCUGUACGACACUCGCCACGUUUGAGGGAGCCUGAAGUUCACCAUCAAGCAGGAAAUAAAAAGCAAAAAGACAAGAAGCGUCGAUCGCGGCCGACAGCGUGAUUUCGAGCACUUUGUUGACUUGGUUCGAACAAGAAAUGGAGCUCGCAGUGCCCAGAGAACAGAUCGUGAAAGGUCCUGGACGAGUCUGAGCCUCGAUAAUACUUGCUGAGAGGAGUUGCAGAUCGCACAGAUGAAGCCCAGACGCAGCCCAGGAAGUGCACAACAAAAUGGACACUCACACAUCAACGGUGGCAUGCACCUGCACAUGGGGAUCCAUGAUGCCACGAUGCCGGUGCCGCUGAGCAGCUUCGCCACGCCUGCCAGCCCGGCGCCGGGCGCAGGUGCCGGGCAGGUGCCGGGCAGCAAGCCGGCGGCUGCGGCACGCUCGCGGCGGUGCUGCGCCGGCUGGCGCAACCCCCAGCGCUGGCUCAUGCUCGCCAUGUUUCUCCUGGCGCUGUUCAUUUUUGGCGUCCGCUUCCACCAGAGCCAGCAUGUCAUCAAGACACAGUGUUUCAUGCAGGAUGAUUUGGAUGCGUUCCUGGGCCAAGGCGAAAUUGUGGACGAGGCUUCCCACAGCAAAGCAAUAGAUGCUGCAGAGGCAGAGUUCCAAAGGGAGGCAGACAAGCUUGGCCUGCCCAGCAACGGGGAGGAGGAAGUUUCAGGGGAUGGGGAAGAGGCGGAAGAGGCGCCAGAGGAGACCAAUUCGGGCCGGUUCCGGCCGGGCGGCCGGCUGAGCCGCGCGAAGCGGCGGCGGCGCAUGGCGCGGCGGCAGCGGCCGGGCGCGGCCGGCCUGAUUCAGCGCCGGGGGCCCUAUGGGCGCGCAAGCGGCGUCGACCGUGGCCUUGGGGACACAGAUGAUGCCACCAGCGAAGGCGCGGGUGAGGCCGAGAAGCAGGAGCUGUGGGUAGACCAGAGGGAGGAGGUCGGGGUGAGCGGUGAUGUGGACACGCCGCUCGAAGAGGGAACGCUGGGGAGAAGGCAGGCCGGCGCGGCAGCCGAGCAGAAGCCGAGGCCGGCAGGAAGCUUCCUGGCGGAUGGGGGCGCCUCUUCAGGCAAGGUCGCUGCGGCCAAUCAGCGCGCAGCCGGGAAGUUCAAAUUGUCGGCGGAAAAAGCAGCGGCGGCGGCUGCCGCUGCGGGAGCCGACUCGUCGGCAGGGGGCGCGCAGGGGAAUAGGUUUGUUAGAGACCCUGAGGAGGACGAUGACCUGGCGCUGCCGGCCUUCAAGAAGCCCUCGUCGCAUGUCAUGCCCCUGCUCGGAUCCACGAACCAGCACAUCGGCAUCAACGAGGUGGUCAAGCACAGCGACAAGCCGGACGACGUGGCGAGCUCGGACCCUGAGCUGCGCGUGUGGGACGCUCUGGACGCAGGCACCCACGAUAACACGCUGCAGGACGCCAUCCUGGAGCAUAUGCAGGCACGUGCCGACAUGUGCCCGCACAGGCUACCCACUCCUCCUGCUUUUGUGGAGGAGACGGUGGGCUUCGAGGAGGACGAGGAUCCGAUGCUGGAGGUGUCUGACGAGGAGCAGGAGCUGACGGAAGCCGAGCUGGCGGCCGGCGCGGAGGAGUUGCCUGAAGAGGCCGCGCUGGCAUUCAAUGAAGUCCGCGUGGUCGGGGGAGAAAACAUGAUGGAGGAGCACCCCGUCACCGAGGGGCUCGCGCUAUUUGACACCGGGGUCAAGGUGAUUGAGGAGCGCCCAGAGAAUGUGGCGGGAGAGAAGCAGCCAGAAGGGGCCACACAGGCCAAGGCUGAUGGGGUGGAGGAUCUGGAGGGAGAUGAGGAGGAGGAGGAAGGCGCUGAUGCCAGCAGGGAGUCUGGGGUGCUUGGCUCAAUGACCCAGUGGCUCAAGGGGCUGGCCGGCGGCGCUGGCCGCAGCAAGGCCGACGAGGAGAAGGCAGCUAAGAAGUACAAGGAUGCAAAGGACAGCCUGAGGGGCCGGGCAGGAUUUACUGGCGAGCUGACAGUUGGAGAGGGCCAGAGCUGAGGGGAUGGGCCCCUGCCUCGGGGUGCAUGCGCCCAUUGUGUUUGCAAUUUCCUCCUAGAAGUCCCAAGGCCCUUUGUCUCAACAAGUGCUGUGAGUGUCCAGUACAAAGUAGUGAGGUACAGUGCCGACGGCUCAUCAGUAUACCGGGCUGCAUGGCAUAAAACCCGGAUGUUUCUGCCCAUAUGUGUACAGCCUUUCGAGUCAAAGCCAGCCCCAGCUGCAUCCCGAUUUGGAAUUAGAAACUAGCUCAGGGCAUUGUGGCAUGUGCCGCACGGGCGGACACUGAUCCCCAUUACCGAGUCAUGCGUUCAUGAUGAUCAGUGUACAAGCGACACAGCGUU